Macrosiphum euphorbiae (potato aphid) is the source of this 918-nucleotide messenger RNA. The record is from the annotation of a GenBank genome assembly. NCBI's taxonomy places the organism in Eukaryota, Metazoa, Arthropoda, Insecta, Hemiptera, Aphididae.
AUGAAAAAUGGUUUUCUAGACGAUGAUUUUAGAGGCAAACAUAAGAAACAUAAAUCACUUGAUUCAAAUAUCAAACAGUCGAUACAAAAACACCGAGAACUUUUUCCGACAAUUGAGUCACAUUAUCUCAGAAAGCAGACUACAAGAACUUAUAUUGCUGGAAAUUUAAAUGUAGCAAAAAUGUACAGAAUGUACGUCGAAUAUUGUAAAGAACAAGGUAUGCAAAAAUGGUCUAAUCUCGCUAUGUAUCAACAUAUUUUUAAUUAUAAUUACAAUAUUGGUUUUUUUGUACCAAAAAAAGAUCUAUGUAAUACUUGUGAAUCAUACAAAAACACAGAAAAUAAAAUUGACGAAAUAGAAUUAUUGCAAAAUCUUCAUCUUUCUGAAAAAAAUGCUGUUCGUUUGGAAAAAGAAGAUGAUAAACAAAAAGCAAUCGAUGGUUUUCAGUUUACCGCUUGUUUUGAUUUACAAGCUAUAUUGAUUGCACCUGACGGUGAAGUAUCAAGCUUUUAUUACAAAAGACGGUUAGCAACAUACAACUUUACAGUUUAUAAUAUGAAGAACGGAGAAGGAACGUGUUACGUCUGGAAUGAAACAAUAGCAAACCGGGGUGCAAAUGAAAUUGGUACUUGUUUAUUGGAUUUUAUACGUAGUGAAUUUAAUGGUACUGAAAAUAAUUUAGCAGAUAUAAUAUUUUAUUCUGACAACUGUUCAGGACAAAAUAAAAAUAAAUUUAUUGCAUGUUUAUAUUUAUACGCAUCAUUAGUAUUAAAUAUCAAUACAAUUCGUUACAAGUUUCUAAUCGUGGGCCACACACAAAAUGAAGGAGACUAUGCAUUCAGUAAUAGAACGUCAAAAAAAAUUGGUACUCCGAAGUGGCCCGAUCUAUGUACCGUCUCAAUGGGUAGCAGUCAUUAA